AUGAGUUUGAAAAUAUCGAAAAAUUCAAAAAAUCGGAAUGAAGAAAGAAAAGUACAGAAUAACGAAAAAGUAACGAGUGAAAGUAGAAGAAAUCGACGGCGAAGCCGAGAGAGAAGCGUAACGCGAUUAAAUCGUUUAGGAGGACGAGAACACCACCGAGAUAGAGUGGAUAGUUGUAUAUUUUCAGGUGAAUCUCAAGUUGUUACAUCAUCUAAUAAAAGCAAUCGUCAUCAGGUUUCCUCAGGUUUUGCACAGAUUGGUUUCGGUAAUCGUCGUCUUGGAUUUUCACGAAAUUCAUACACUAAUGGAUUUGAAAAUCGCUCAGGACAAUUCUUCCGCGGCAACAUGCCGCGAAAUGGAAGAGGGAUACGAGAUAACAUGGAACAUCGCCUUCCAUAUGGACGAACGGAUCGUAGAUCACAACGUUUUGAAAUUCGUUCCGAGGCAACAACGAAAGAAAAUUCUGAAAAACCAGUCAUGAAUCUUUUUGAUCCAUGUAAGGUACCCACCGGAAAAUCAUAUUUCACACACGAUGAUCGAACUAAUGUACCUAUUCGUUCGCGUAAUAUGCGGAGAAGUAAUACAAGAAGAAUGAAUUUCGCUCCUGUUGGUUGGCGGAAUGCUGCACGAGCUUAUGAUUCUGAUAGAAACGACGAUAUAGGUGAUGCUUCAAGCCGAAAUCGACAAGACAGUCAAAGGCGUCAUGGAAAAAGCGCGUCAGAUGGCAUAUGGAAACAUGAUCUUUUUGAAAAUGAUAGCGAAAUAUCGAAAGAAAGUCGUAAUUUAUGA
Dracunculus medinensis (Guinea worm) is the source of this 789-nucleotide messenger RNA. The record is from the annotation of a GenBank genome assembly. NCBI's taxonomy places the organism in Eukaryota, Metazoa, Nematoda, Chromadorea, Rhabditida, Dracunculidae.